AUGACGAGUUGUACGAAUGUAGGAUCUGCAGCAGGAUCUAAUGACGAGCGCAGACCAUUUCCCCGGGAAGAAAGGCUCUUGCAAGAUGCAGAAGCUGCGACAGAUAAAUUACAGGCUAAGGAUCUAGUACUGCGUAUUGCCAAAUUUGGGCUGCGAGGAGUUGGGUUCAGUUGCAGUUUGAUUAUCAUAGCCAUGAUAUCCACAACUUUCACAAUCUUCAAUGCGACCAAGACGUUGCCGAGGCAGAACGGAUUAUCUGCCUGGUCUGCUACAACAAACCCGUGGCCACAAAUAUUGAUACUUUCUGUUUCCUGUGUUUCUGUCCUGGUUUGCGUUUGGACUUUCUGGUCUUACUGCCGUGGAGGGCACCAAAAGGCGGAAAAGACUGGGAUAUACCAUAAUAUUCUAGCUCUCGGAGGAUUCGGUCUGGGUAUGGCUCUUUGGGUCACCAGCGCUGUUUCCUUUCAGCAUCAGCGAAACAGCAGUAAUAACCAGGAUCUGUGGGGAUGGUCCUGUGUACAAAACGGUCGCUCGGAGCUGCUCAAAGAAAGUGUCGAUUAUGCACUGCUUUGCAGACUGCAG
Messenger RNA from Pyricularia pennisetigena, 582 nucleotides. RefSeq lists its product as uncharacterized. The record is from RefSeq and is a predicted model, not a curated record. The transcript is spliced from 2 exons. NCBI's taxonomy places the organism in Eukaryota, Fungi, Ascomycota, Sordariomycetes, Magnaporthales, Pyriculariaceae. The annotation marks the transcript as partial.